Rotaria socialis is the source of this 1887-nucleotide messenger RNA. The record is from the annotation of a GenBank genome assembly. NCBI's taxonomy places the organism in Eukaryota, Metazoa, Rotifera, Eurotatoria, Philodinida, Philodinidae.
AUGAGUAAUCCACCAUUAAAUCAAUUAGAUUCUCAACAAACAACAACAGCAUCGUCACAACCACCGACUCUUGAAAUGCAACCAUAUGUAGCUACUAUUAAUGAAGAUAAUAUGGUCAGUCAAAUCGAUGCUAUUAUUCGUCGUUUCUUAACUCGACCGAAUCAUCAAUCUCCAUAUUGGUUUACUUUGGAUUGGAAUGCUCCCGAAGGAACUAAUCUUGAUUAUACCAUACGAUUGAUAAUUCAUGAACCUUCUAUUAUUUUGAUGAAUCACAACAGUGAAAACAGAUCACACGAAUUAUCUCCAGUCUGUCCUGAUGUUCAUGUCCAUCAGUCGAGUGUACUUUUAGAAAACCAAGUGGUGAUAGAACAACAACAACAACAACAACACCAGCAGCAGCAUGAAAAGAAACGAAAAAAGAAAAGUCGAGGAAAUCGACAAUUACAACGUUACAGAGCUAAACUUCGAAAACGAGCUUUCGAUGAUGUAACAAUAGCACAGCUGACAAAUAAUGUCAUUGCUCAAUCAAGACAUGAAAAUGAAGAAGAAGGUGAAGUUUUUGAUAUUGACUGUCAAAUAGAACCACUAUUUCCAUCGGAUGAUAUCACCGAAAACAAAACAGACCAGAUGAAUAUCAACAAACGUAAACGUGAAACAAAAGCAAUCACCAUAACAGAAGAUACAAUGUUAGUCAAAUCAUUUAGUCAAGCAUCGAUUUCACAACCUACAGCAAAAAAAACAUGCUGUUCUUCUAAACAACAGCAUUUGAACGUAGAAAAAAAACAAAACCAUACACUGAAGAACAAUUCUGAUAAAACAUGGAAACAUUUACCAGAUUAUUUAACUGUACCCGAUGAUGUUUUCAAACGAAAUCUAUUGAACCAAGUGACAGGUGAUCAAACAAUAAUCAGUCAAUGGUUGGAAGAUCAUUCUAUAUUACAAUACGCGUGGAAAUAUGCUUCAUUAACAAAUCAAAUAUCGUACUUAAAAAUGGAAGAAAAUUUUAUGGAAUUCUAUACCAGUACAGCAAUGGCAGAAAUCAAUUGGUUAUCAGUAGCACCAAAAACAAUAAUUACAGAAAAUAAUAUCAAUUGGAUUUAUUGUAAAACAGAAAAGAAUAUACAUCAACGACGUAUGUCAAUCCAAAGACAAUUACAUGUGGUAACAUUCAAAUUAAAUGAACAUCUACAACAACGUCCACCAGUAUUACUAACAUUGAAUGAAAGCGCUGUCAUUGACAUAAAUCUGAACAUCUUAUCUGUGGCCAUUCUUGCAUUUGUACGCAAAGGUCAACAGCGAUUACGUAAUCAAUUUCAAGAAAAAGAAGCAGCAUUAAAAUUAGAUGUGAAAGAUGCUCGUCUAGUACAAUCAUUCUACAAAUUGAAUCCAACAGAAGAACAGAUUCGCUCUGCAAAAAUGAUUUGGCAAGCUUGUAUCGACGAACAAAAGGCAAAAGAAGAAGCAUCAAUAUUGAAACAACGCCUAUCGACACAACGGCUAUCACCAUCCUAUGGUUUACUUGAUCAUUCAAUUGAUAACCUUGAACGAAUUCUAGCACAACCUGGUUUUCAACAAGAUAAACGAGCUUAUUUUAAUUCUUCUCGUCAAAAGCUCAUCACACAAUACAAAUAUCAAAUGAUGACCCUCACCAUUCAAGCAACAGAAGAUCUCGUACGAGCUCAUAGUCAAAUAAUUAAUGAUGAAAAGAAAAAGUGGUUACUAGAAAAUCAUGAUAUACAUCAACAAUCUUGGCAAACAUUAUUAAAAAUCAUUGAAGAACGUCUAACAAUCAUGAUAGAUAGGGCUGAAAAGAACAUCCGAAAAAAAAUAUCUUUUUUCGAUCACGCUCCGACGACUGUUAUCAUCGACGAACUAACUGGCCAUUGA